AUGACCUUCCUUCUCUUAGGUCACGAGUUCGAGACUGGACAGAUCAUUUUCAGCAACAACAUCAACAAAGACCGACUUGUCGGCUUGUUACAUGGAGCUGAGGAAAACGGAGAACGAAGUCAAAGAAAGUUGAAAGCUUUGCACUCUCGGUUCUCGAAUCAUAUCUAUCUUCCCUCAAUUGUCUGCGCUUCUCUCAAUUUCUGGCCACUUGUUCGUUUCAAUCGAUUACAGAUGAAAACUGUUUCUGGAAAAAUUGUAUCUACGAAGGCUGUCAAUCUCUCGAAAGCUGCCAAUAUCUUAUCAAAAUUUGUAACAUCCGACAAUGGAGCUUCUCAAUCGGUGUCAGCUUAUCUUCGUCGUGCUUCUGUGGCAUUCAACGAGCUUGUAUACUUUAAAAAGCACAACAAGCUGAAGAAAAAGGCGAAUGAAGACGCUUCAACCAUAUCUGAUAUAAGCCAAAGAAAUUUAGAAGAAGAUGAUGUUAGGGUUCCUAAAAAUGAUAAUGUUGAAGACAAGAGUGAAGACAAGAAGAAAAAGAAGAAGAAGAAGAAGAAGAGGAAGAAUGUAGAGGUUGAUGGGGGAGAAAUUGGCAAUUUGGAAGGACCUGAAAGGAAGAAGAGAAGGAGAACCGAAGCUGAUGAAUAGCCCUGAAAAUUUGUUAAAUUUUUUUGUUGUGAUUUUAAGUUACAUUACAUGAUGAAUUUGAUAUGAUAUUUGUGCAAUUGUUCAGCUUCUAGACAAUUUUGAUGGUGGUAAACUAGGUGGUUGUUGCUAUUAUUAACUUUCAUUUAGGAAUCAAUUUUGAAUGAAUUUGAU
Messenger RNA from Lactuca saligna, 816 nucleotides. NCBI's taxonomy places the organism in Eukaryota, Viridiplantae, Streptophyta, Magnoliopsida, Asterales, Asteraceae. The record is from the annotation of a GenBank genome assembly.